CCCCAGGGCAUAGUCGUAUAUCCUAGUUGUAGGUCAUUCUAGUUGUCCUAUGUGCUAUGCUGCCACAGCAUGCCUUGAUGAAUGGUGCAUACGUCCACACAGAAUCCGAAGUGGUGAACCCUGGACCAGGGAAGUGGAGCAUGCAAACUUAAUCACUCAGCCACGGGGCCAGACCCCUACCGUGGCCUUUUGCAACAGGGAGCACAUGUUGUGAGUCCUCUUCAGAUUUCAGACCUCUGCUUCUCCACUCUGUACUUCCGCAUGAGGGAUGAUUUGAAUCUUUCCCACCAUUACCUGGGCAGGCGGUGGGGCACUGCAAGGUUCCAUCUUACUGUCUGUCUGCCUAAAUACACCAUAACACACUUCCCAUUUUAUCACAACCUCCCCACGUUGGCACAGCAGCCUCUCUGAGCCUGUUCCUCCUAGGGUUCUAGUUGCAGGGACGAAGUAGGUCCUUGGUCCCUUCUCUUCUCAGAUUUUUAAACAUACUGGGAGAUUUUACAUGUGCCAUCACCAAAAAGAAGCAGAUCCCUCUCAGAGUUGCACAACUACAUCUAACAUCACUUCUGUAGUACUUACUUCCUGCCUUCUUUUCAGCACUUGGCUUUUUGGCGUUUUUCUGCAGGAAAACUGUCUUCAUCCGCCCUGAGGCUUUACAGCCAUGAUCAUUCACCAGUCUUUGGUGAUCUUCCAAGUCAAAGACUUUUGGAAUUGAAAACAAAACUAUUUCUCUCAAGGACCUAGCUCACAAAAUUGAAAGCCAAAUUUUGCAGACUCUGUUUUGAAACUCAAAGUAAAAAAUGGAUUCUUCUUCUGGGCUCAUUCCUACUGUCUCUCAGAAGCAGUGGAUGUCUCACGCAAUGGGUGGAAGUCAAUGAAGCAGCAAAGAUUUCAAGAAACUAAAAUUUCACAGUAUUAUCUCAUUAUUUUGUCACUAUCAUUUGGAUAUUGACUGAGCACAGGCUGAGGGUGGCAGAUUUAUGAGGUCAUAGCUGAGGUCACAGAAGAGUUGAAAAGAGCAAGGUUUACAGGGGGGCAGAUGAGAUGGGGCUGUUGUGAGAUGGGGCUUAAAGAUAAGAAAUUCUAGGGGGUAAGAGAUGGGGUGAAGUGUGUUUGGGGAGCCCAGUUGGGGCCUAGAGCUAUCUCCAUCUUCAGCUCCAGAGUCUGGUUUCUGUCCGGGGACAAAUGGCACAGCAUGUCUUCCAGGAUCAAGAAAGAAAAGCAAGAAGGACCUCCAGGCAGCAGGAAAGGGGGUAUGAGGGCUGGAAUCUCCUAUUCUGCCAUAUUGCUGACAUCACUCACCCAGUAUCUCAUCAGAUUUAUAUCAUCCUUUCUUUCCAGAAAAUCCAUUGAAGACAGAAUGAGACCAACGGAAGCACAGUUAACAAUCACUGAAACCCUGUGGGACCAGGUGCUAACAGCUUUUAGGGAUAUACAAAAGGAGCUGCAGGAAGAUGCUCGGAUUCGAGGCCUGUAUGUCUUCAGCUUGCCCAUAUGUUUUGGCCUCUUCCACUUUGACUGGCUAUACUGCAAACUAAGGAGGGCUCUUAGGGAAACAUUUCUAGACUCCUGGUAACAGAAGGACUUCUUGUGUUCU
Equus caballus (horse) is the source of this 1597-nucleotide messenger RNA. The record is from RefSeq and is a predicted model, not a curated record. NCBI's taxonomy places the organism in Eukaryota, Metazoa, Chordata, Mammalia, Perissodactyla, Equidae.